UUGUGUACAUGCGUAAAGCAGAGGUACAACGUUGCUUCUCACCUAUGCUGAAAGAGAAGUAAAUGUUUGUUAUUCUGUUUUAUGGUAUUUUUUUUGCUUGCGUAAUGCUGAGUUGUUGAUGAAGCUGCUUGACAAGGCCAACAUGGAGAAGAAAGAAACCCCCGCUAAAAAGGCUGCAGCGCCGUCUGUGUCCCAAAUUAAUGCAGAAUAUGUCACACAGUUGGCAAACAAAUAUUGGGCACCUAAUGCAAAAAGCAAACUGCCCUUUGACCCUAAGGUGAUGGAGGAUGUGUAUGAAAAAGAGAUUCUUAUGUCCAAGUUUGCCAUCAGAAAAAUCAUGUUGCUGGAGUUCAGUCAGUACUUGGAGAACUACCUUUGGGUCAACUACACUCCAGAGGUGUCCAGCAAUGCCUUUCUCAUGUCCAUUUGUUGCAUCGUCAAUGAGAAAUUCAGAGAAAACGUCCCAGCUUGGGAGGUGUUCAAAAAGGGGCCCGGCCAUUUUUCAUUCUUCUUCAAAUGUGUGAUGGAAGCCUUGUUGGCAGGGGAUGAAGGCGGGCUCAGCCUGAAGGAGCAAACUGUGCUGCUUGAGUUCCUGGACCACUGCUUCAACAGUCUUGAGGUAGAUUUGAUCAGAGAGCAGGUGCAACAGCUCAUCUCUCUGCCAAUGUGGAUGUGCCUCCUACCAUCCAGACUCCAACAUGAGCUGAAGAAGGUUCCCAAGCUGCGGAAAUUCUGGAAUCUGAUCAAGAAGAAAUUUGACAAGAUGGAUGCUGACGCGUCUGAGCAGGCUAAAAAAGAGCGAACCUUCCUCUCGGCUCUCAUUAAAAAGUUUCACGGGGUCCUCGAGUCAAUCCCGCCGUCAGGGUCCAUCACCAUGGAGAAGGUGCAUUAUUGUGAGAGAUUCAUUGAACUUAUGAUUGAUCUGGAGGCCCUGCUUCCCACCAGACGUUGGUUUAACACGGUGCUGGAUGACUCUCAUCUGGUGGUCAGUUGUCACCUUUCCAGCCUCACCCAGCGGGAGAAGGAGGGCCACCUCUUCUGCCAGUUGCUCGACAUGCUGAAGUUCUACACAGGCUUUGAGAUUAACGACCAGACGGGGAACGCUCUGACGCAGAAAGAGAUGACAACGCUGCACUAUGAUAGGAUCACAUCCCUGCAGAGAGCAGCCUUUGCUCAUUUUCCAGAGCUCCAUGACUUUGCACUGUCCAACGUAGCAGCAGUCGACACUCGGGAAUCCUUGACGAAACAUUUCGGGUCCCUCAGCCCAAAUACACUCCACCGGGUGGCGUCUUACCUGUGUCUGCUACCUGAGUUGCCUGAGGGCCAAGACACCACCCAUGAGAAGAAAGUUCUUCUUGAACUGCUGGUGUCCCGUCAUGAGCGCAGAAUCUCUCAGAUCGAGCAACUGAACCAGAUGCCCCUUUAUCCAACCGAGAAGAUCAUCUGGGAUGAAAACAUCGUCCCCACAGAGUACUUCUCUGGAGAAGGCUGCCUUGCGCUCCCCAAACUUAACCUCCAGUUUCUCACCCUCCACGACUACCUGCUGAGGAAUUUCAACCUGUUCCGCCUGGAGUCCACCUACGAGAUUAGACAGGACAUAGAAGAUGUGGUGUGGCGCAUGAAACCAUGGCAAUCCGAGUACGGCGGAGUGGUGUUCGGAGGCUGGGCCAGGAUGGCUCAGACCAUCACCGCCUUCUCCAUCGUGGAGGUGGCCAAACCCAACAUCGGCGAGAGCUGGCCCGCACGUGUUCGCGCUGACGUCACAGUUCACCUCAACGUGCAAGAUCAUAUCAAGCAGGAGUGGGAAGGGCUGCGUAAGCACGACGUUUGCUUUCUGAUCACGGUGCGGCCCAACCUGGUCUACGGCACACGCUUCGACCGCCGCCAGUCCUUUGUGGAGCAGGCCGGGCUGGUGUACGUGCGAGGCUGUGAGGUGCAGGGCAUGCUGGAUGACAAGGGGCGUGUCAUUGAAGAAGGUCCCGAACCAAAACCCAAGCUGCGAGGAGACUCCAGAACAUUCCGUGUCUGGUUGGACCCCAACCAGUACCAGCAGGACAUGACCAGCAGCAUUCAGGCCGGCACUGAGGACCCAUACGAGACGUUCAACAUCAUCAUGAGGCGCAAACCGAAGGAGAAUAACUUCAAGGCCGUUCUUGAGACCAUCCGUAAUCUGAUGAACACGGAGUGCGUCGUCCCAGACUGGCUGCACGACAUCAUCCUCGGCUACGGCGACCCAGGCAGUGCCCACUACUCCAAAAUGCCCAAUCAGAUCUCCACGCUGGACUUCAACGACACCUUUCUGUCCUUGGAACACCUGCGCUCCUGCUUUCCUGGUGUGUCCGUAAAGGUCAAAGAGGAGAAUCCUGAACUGCAAGUCCCGCCUUUCAGAGUAAAGUUUCCGAUCUCAAAACAAGCCGAAAAAGGGAAGAAGAGGAAGGCUGAUGAAGAAGGCGAGGACAAACAAGAGGAGGAGGACACGACCUUGAUUGUUGAGCCCUAUGUCACACCCAACCGUGGGCCUUAUCCUUACAACCAGCCCAAAAGGAAUACAAUUCACUUCACGCCUACUCAAAUUGAAGCCAUCCGAGCCGGCAUGCAGCCAGGCCUCACCAUGGUUGUCGGACCACCAGGCACCGGCAAGACCGAUGUGGCUGUUCAGAUCAUUUCAAACAUCUAUCAUAACUUUCCUGAGCAGAGGACCCUCAUCGUCACACACUCAAAUCAGGCCCUGAACCAGCUGUUUGAAAAGAUCAUGGCCCUAGACAUUGACGAGCGCCACCUUCUGCGUCUGGGCCAUGGAGAAGAGGAACUGGAGACCGAGAAGGACUUCAGCAGGUACGGCAGGGUGAACUAUGUCCUCGGCCGGAGACUGGAGCUGCUCAGGGAGGUUGGAAGGUUACAGGAGAGCUUGGGGGUCCCUGGUGAUGUUUCCUACACUUGUGAGACUGCUGGACACUUCUACCUCUACCAGGUGAUAUCUCGUUGGGAAGAGUACAUGAGCAAAGUCAAGCCCAAACAGGCCAAGGACGUGGAGGUGGAAGCCGUGGCCACGCUCUUCCCCUUCCACAAGUACUUCUCCAAUGCCCCCCAGCCAGUGUUCAGGGGCCGCUCCUAUGAGGAGGACAUGGACAUCGCAGAGGGCUGCUACCGCCACAUUAAGAAAAUAUUCACCCAGCUGGAGGAGUUUAGGGCCUUUGAGCUGCUCAGGAGCGGAUUGGACCGCACCAAGUAUCUUCUAGUGAAAGAAGCCAAAAUCAUCGCCAUGACUUGUACGCAUGCUGCCCUCAAACGUCAUGACCUGGUGGAGCUGGGUUUUAAGUACGACAACAUCCUGAUGGAGGAAGCGGCGCAGAUUCUGGAGAUUGAGACAUUCAUCCCACUUCUGUUGCAGAACCCAGAGGACGGCUACAGCAGGCUGAAACGUUGGAUCAUGAUCGGAGACCACCACCAGCUGCCCCCUGUCAUCAAGAACAUGGCCUUUCAGAAGUACUCCAACAUGGAGCAGUCCCUCUUCACUCGCUUUGUGCGGCUGGGAGUGCCCACCAUAGAUUUGGACGCUCAGGGCCGUGCACGUGCCAGUCUGUGUAACUUGUACAACUGGCGCUACAAACACCUCGGAAACCUGCCGCAUGUGCAGCAACUACCAGAGUUCCAGGUGCCCAACCCCGGCUUGACCUUUGACUUCCAGCUAGUCAACGUGGAGGACUUCAACGGCAUGGGCGAGUCCGAGCCCAACCCUUACUUUUAUCAGAACCUGGCAGAAGCUGAGUAUUGUGUGGCUCUAUUCAUGUACAUGCGCCUGCUGGGCUACCCUGCUGAUCGCAUCAGCAUCCUCACCACCUACAACGGACAGAAACACCUGAUCCGAGACGUCAUCAACCAGCGUUGCGCCGGGAAUCCCUUCUUUGGACAGCCAAAUAAGGUGACGACCGUCGACAGGUUCCAGGGUCAGCAGAACGACUACAUCAUCCUCUCACUGGUUCGCACCAAAGCUGUCGGACAUCUCAGGGACGUGAGGCGUCUGGUGGUGGCCAUGUCCAGAGCCCGGCUUGGCCUGUACAUCUUCGCCCGGGUGGCGCUGUUCCAGAAUUGCUUUGAGCUGACUCCCGCCUUCAACCAGUUGACGGAGCGCCCGCUGCAGCUUCACAUCCGGCCGCACGAGUACUACAACCAGGAGCAGCCGAGAGACGCCUCGGACCGUCCAGACCAAGUGGUACAGAACAUGCCAGAGAUGGCCAACCUGGUGUACAACAUGUACAUGCACAUGAUCCAGACCUCACACAAGUACAGACAGCAGCAGCAACAACUAGCUAAACCUCCUUCACAAGACAAGCCUGAUGCUGCAGCGGACAGCGUGCCAGCCAGCUCUGAGGAGAAUAAGAAUAAGGAGGAGGAGGAGGAGGAGGAGGGCCAGACUCCCAUGGAGCAGGAGAGCCCAACUGGAGACGAGGCCCAGGCGCAGCAGAAGUCUGAAGAUGGCAACGAGCAAGAAGGAGAGAAAGACGUAGAAAAACAAGCCAAGAUGCCCGAGCACCCGGGCCGGGACAGCGACAGCGAGGACGGACAAGAGCAAUAGCUGACUGGGACAUUGAAGGGGACCAAGUGGACGUAAAGUAAAACGCAUCUACGGGAUGCUAUCAUGAUACAUCACUCUGUGUUUUGUAACUUUAGUCAUUUUUAAUAAAAAACAAAAAACAAUUGGUCUGUGGCCCAAUGGUGGUCCUGAUGAAACCGCCCAAAUCCAUUAGUGAAACCAAAAUACAAGAAUGCUAACUGUUAGCAUGGUAGCAUUUUAGUUAUGUUACUCAUGUCAAAAUGAAAAUGUUUACAUGUCAUGGUGUAAAAACACUAUAGACCUGCCUUGCCACUUUCGGUACAUCGUGCUAUCUUUUUAGGUGGCAGCAUGCUAACUGUUAGCAUGGUAGCGUUUUAGUUAUUUUACUCGUGCCAAAAUGCAAAUAUUUACAUGGCAGGAUGUAAAAACACUAUAGACCUGCCUUGCCACUUUCAUUAGUUAGUGCUAUCUUUUUAGGUGCCAGCAUGCUAACUGUUAGCAUGGUAGCGUUUUAGUUAUUUUACUCAUGCCAAAAUGCAAAUAUUUACAUGGCAGGAUGUAAAAACACUAUAGACCU
Messenger RNA from Dunckerocampus dactyliophorus (ringed pipefish), 5132 nucleotides. RefSeq names its product aquarius intron-binding spliceosomal factor (gene aqr). Gene Ontology annotation, molecular function: helicase activity; mRNA binding. Gene Ontology annotation, cellular component: catalytic step 2 spliceosome. The transcript has 36 exons. Lineage: Eukaryota; Metazoa; Chordata; Actinopteri; Syngnathiformes; Syngnathidae. The coding region runs from base 119 to 4576 and encodes 1485 amino acids. Gene Ontology annotation, biological process: mRNA splicing, via spliceosome. The record is from RefSeq and is a predicted model, not a curated record.